Harmonia axyridis is the source of this 3465-nucleotide messenger RNA. Its product is annotated as gustatory receptor for sugar taste 64e-like. Gene Ontology annotation, cellular component: membrane. The record is from RefSeq and is a predicted model, not a curated record. Bases 1 to 1209 code for a protein of 402 amino acids. The transcript is spliced from 5 exons. Gene Ontology annotation, molecular function: taste receptor activity. Lineage: Eukaryota; Metazoa; Arthropoda; Insecta; Coleoptera; Coccinellidae. Gene Ontology annotation, biological process: sensory perception of chemical stimulus; detection of chemical stimulus involved in sensory perception of taste.
AUGCGUGCCGCAUUUGCUUCCCUCCAUCAAACCCCAGUGGAAACCCCUGCAAUGAGGUUCAUAAAGUUGAUCGGCGAGCUGGUUAAAAAAGGCAGACAGAAUGCCGACAAAAACGGCAUUCAAAACUGCUUGAAGAAUACGUUGAUACUGGCGCAGAUUUUCGGCCUCAUGCCAGUAUCUGUCAUCACCGGCGGCAAGAUAGAAUCCGUCAGGUUCCUGUGGGUUUCUUUUAGGACAGCUUAUGCCCUCCUUCGUAUCAUCGGAGCCCUUUUCUUUAUCGUGUUGCAGGUUCUCCGGAUGCAAACUUAUGGCGGUAGCUCAUUGGGUGAAUACAGACUGCUGAUGUUUUAUAUCUGUGGCUUUUCAUCGGCCGUUAACUUCUUAUUAUUGGCUAGAAAAUGGCCGAUGAUUAUGAGGAAGUGGCACUUUUUGGAGUUCUCGUUCAACGAAUAUGGAUGGCCGAAGAAUUUGAAUAUGACGAUUAAUUCGUUUUUGACAUUAUAUUUAUUUGCUGCCUUUGGUACCAUAGUAUCGAUCGUAGUUACUUCAUGGCCAGUUGUUCUAUGGUAUUACAACACUCCCAUGUCAGCAGAUACCCCUGGCUUCAUAAACCCAAGACCUCAGCAUGGCCUGGCUGUCCUUAGUGAUAAAAAUAUGCGCUUCUUAGAGAUUUCUAGUGCCUCAGUAUCAGAUGAGAAAAAAUGGGAAAAAGUGAGAACUGAUUACUCAAGAUUGUGCAAGCUCUGUCGGCUAUUAGAUCAUGAAUUGUCGUUCAUUAUUUUACAGUCUUUUGCAUCCAAUAUGUUUUUCAUCCUAACCCAGCUUUUUAACAGUUUUCAGUACAAAGCUCACCUCAUGGAAAAUGUAUAUUUUUGUUUUUCGUUCUUUACUGUCAUUCUCCGAAUGUUCUUCGUGUGCGUUAUUGCUGGAAAGAUAUAUGAAGAAAGCUCGAAGCCUUUGGCGAUUCUCAGCGAAGCUCCGACUGAAAUUUAUAAUUUUCAGAUUCAACGAUUUGCCGAAUAUAUACACUGGAAUAAUAUUUCUUUAACGGGUAGGCGUUAUUUCGUCAUAACUAAAGGUCUUCUUCUUAACAUCACAGGGGCUAUUAUCACCUAUGAAUUAGUUUUACUUCAAUUCGAGGGUCGCCAUUCACUUGAACAAAAUAAGAUUAACGAAACUUCCAAAUAUUUCAAUUGUGAAAAUAUCUGAGAACAAACCUAUGAAAACAAGAAUAAAUAACAUAUUAUAUUGUGGAAUUUGAACAAUAAGGAGUAUAUUGGAUAAUCUAGCACUCGCAUUUUGAAUUGUCCAAAAAAAACUUUCAACUAUUAAUAUUACAAAAUGAUUGAUAAAAAUUUCGCAGAUAUAUGUUCUAAAAUUUACUAAGUAAUGAUCUUUCAGAAGUUCUUGUAAUGAAGAGGUUUUCUUUAAUAAUGAAGCAAUAGUGUUAAGAAAGUAUUACAUAAUAUUAUGUUCCAUCAUCUAUAUUAUUAAUUAACAUUAAAAUUCAUAUUCGCUCAGAUCUAUGUUUCUACAUCUUCUUUCUCCUGCAAUGAUAUGAAUUUUGUUACAAUAAUUCCAAAUUGAGUUUCAUAAAAAAUUUUACAACAAUAAUUACAAAGAUAGGUCACGAUAAAGUAGAUAUAUAUAUAAUACGGGAAGUAGAGAUAAAAUCUCAUAAGUUGAAAAAAAUUAUUGGGUCUAGAUUAUUAAUUCAUAAACUCAUUAAUCAUUUCUGAUGAUGUGUACUAAUAAAUUCAAGUAAAUAUAGUAGUCCAAACUUGUUUUCAAGGAUGUUUUUGAAUCUGUUUUAGCUUAAAACAUUCAGCAAUAUUCUCACAAAUACAUUCUGUAGGUAUGCUCCAUGAAACUUAAUGAAUAUUAUUUGAAGGGGUUUCAAUUACACUUGCACAGAAAUAAUAAGUACUUAAUAAUCUAAGUUAAUCUACAAUUAUGGGAAAAUUUCGGAAAAUGCUUUAGGUAUAUAUCUGGAACUAGAUCAAGUUUUCAGAAAAAAUAUUAAAAAAACUCUAAAACGAUUAAGAAUCCAUAUGAACAAUUUGAGCAGUUACCAUAAGUGAAUUUUGUCGGUUUUGAAAUUUCAUUAUUCGAAAACAUCCCGGUUAGUAUAAUAUAGAAGGGAUAACUUUAAGAACAUAGGAACGUAAAAACAUAUUAAAAAAAAAUCGGUGUUAUUAUUGAAAAUAUCUAAUAAUAGUAAUAUAAUAUAUAAUCUAAAAAAUCUACUCAGGAGGAAUAAUUUUACAUUUUGCUCAACAAUUUUAUAUGCCUUGAAUAAAAAUAAGAAUAAAUUACAAAUACUACAUUAUAAUUCUAUAAUGUAAUAAUAUAGUCCAAUGCAGACAAUGUCAUAUAGGUAUCCUAAGCUUCAUGUAUGGGUAAUUUAGAUGUAUUGGAAUAUCAAAUGAGAGCAAUCAUAAUAAAACAUUGGUACAAGAUUCUAUGGUGACUAAUCAAAAUUCAUAAAAAAAUAUAAAUCGAAGUUGAUAUAAGAAAAUACAUUAAAAAUGUUGACUUCUUAUUUUAACACUUCAAGCUAAAUAAAGAGCAUUAGUAUAAUAUAAAUAUCACUUUUAUAAUUAUUUAACCAGGAAAAAAAUUUUAUCCUUGUAAAACAAAAAACUAUUUACUGGUCGUAAAAAUACCACAGUAAAGAUUUGGUAUGGACGUAGAGCACCCAAGAGUCCAAUUCCUUCUCAUCUUCAUUUCCGUGAAAGGAUUAUGAUGAAGAGGUAAGAUACAUCUAAUAUCUUGAAAAUCUAAGUAAAACCUGGUUAUUUUCGAGAUCACAUAAGGACGAGCAUCACAGAUGAUAACAGGAACAUCCUUGUAUUUGAAAAAUGGCUUUAUGUGUUUCUCCUCGUUAAGGAUUUCAUGCCGCUCUAUACCAAAAUAACGAUCACAUUCCAGAAGGAUGAUAACAUCGGGUUUAGGCAAAUUCUUCAGUUUUUCGUAAUCCGUAGUGUGAACAGCAACCUCAAUAUUAAUCAGGCGUCCAAAAUUUGGUAUAACGUAGUCUUUGAGCCCAGAACCCGCCAGUACUACCUCCACCUUUGCUAUGUUAGUAAUCCAAUCUGUUAAAAGCACGGCAAUGUGAUUCCAUUCAAAUUGCAAUUCAUCGUCACCAGCCAAUGGGAAAUGAAUAACAAGAGAAGUUUUUUUCCAUAAUCUUUGUUCCCUCGUCAUCAAUAAUUUCCGCUGCCUUUUGGUGCAACCUUUUGUCUGUUUUUGUGUUUUGGUCACUAAUAAUCGUUUGUGGACUAAUCCUGUAAUUUCAAAUAUGUUUAUAAUGAGGGCUGCAGGCAUAUAAGGGUCAGUGAAUACGAUUACGUUGAUACAGUCAUCUAAAUAAACUUUCUCAUCUUUUCUAAAGUAUAUUUUUUGUGUAAUAAGUUCGCAUAAAGAGAAUUUAUCUUUUGGCCAAACACUGGCGUUUCUGUGUAU